AUGCCAUCGUGUCCGAGUCUGCAGCAACCCUGUCCCAGGCGGCCCAUCAUCGCCGUCGACAUGGUAUUCGCCUACCGGUGGAUCUGGAUGAAGUCUGACGACCGCAACCUGGCGACCAAGAUGAGGCGAAUCAACUUCGUGGCCGUCAUGGCCGACAUCGAGAGCAAGAACGACAGCGCCCGCACACCCGAGGGACUGAUCUGA
Molecule: messenger RNA, 204 nt
Organism: Colletotrichum karsti
Lineage: Eukaryota; Fungi; Ascomycota; Sordariomycetes; Glomerellales; Glomerellaceae
Exons: 1
Coding region: 1-204 (67 amino acids)
Source: RefSeq, a predicted model, not a curated record